Leucoraja erinaceus (little skate) is the source of this 12869-nucleotide messenger RNA. RefSeq names its product interferon-induced very large GTPase 1-like. The record is from RefSeq and is a predicted model, not a curated record. Gene Ontology annotation, molecular function: GTP binding. NCBI's taxonomy places the organism in Eukaryota, Metazoa, Chordata, Chondrichthyes, Rajiformes, Rajidae.
UCGUUAGUCAGAGCCAAUGAAGUAACCAGCCCUGUGAUCCCAGGAUAGGAACUCAAGCACUCCAAUACAUCACAACAUGGUAGUCUGGGCUCUGUGAAAUAUCCCGGGACAGGAGACCGGACAACUAGAUAAAUCCUGAGCCUGUAUCCAGGCACCGUGCUACAUUGUGGAAUCGGAGCCCAGGCCUCAAGGUAUAUACUGGGACAGAAACGUAUAACUGGUGAAGACUCACCCAACUGCAAUAUACAAGACAGGAGCCCUGACAUCCUGGGAAUUCCAGGAUAAGAACCACCUCUCUGGGAAAGAGCAUACAGAUCCCAGGAAGUGCAUUCACCCAGUCAGAGGGAAUGGGGAAUAUUUCAUCAACUAUAAAUAGCUGGUCUGAAAACCUGAACACUCCACAACUUGUGAGGGAUUUGGGUUUACAGGAUCAUUAUCCUCACAAACUGUCACUGACGUCCAUGCGGGAGAUAUCCUGGGGUAAACUGGACGACAGCAAACCAACUCGACCAGAAGAUCUUCCUUGGCGAUUUCUCCAAAUGAUCCUCUCAGCUAAUUCACUUGUGAGGAAUCCUGAAUGGCCCCCUGCUCAGUCCUUGGAAGACAACAAAGAUUAUGUUGAUGAUUUCUAUGAUUUCUUUGAAGUGAAAGAGCCAGGGGAUUCUGGGAUUAAUCCUCUGGAUAUCAUUGCUGCCAUUUUCCUCUGUGCCGACCACUCUCUCCAGCAGGAACUGAUGCUGAAGAUGUCUCUGUGCCAACUUGCAUUACCCUUUCUGCUGCCGGAAGGGCACAGGGACAAAGUGAGGGGACCCAUGGAAGGGCCUGGUACCACCCUUCUCCUCUGGGCCAUGAGGCCCAUUGUUAAAAUGUGGUGCCCACAAUCUCCCACAGGGAGCAGCCCCGUUGUGGAGAUGCCCAUCGUGACAGCAACCGUGCCAACUGUCUCCUUCCUCAGACUCGGAAGGUGCACGGUGUCCAAAUCCAAACUCCUCAAUCUCAACUUGAGCCAGACCCAGCUGCAGCAGAACAUCUUCCUGCACUCCAGGAUGGAAUGUGGGAAUGUGCCCUGUGAGAUAUCGGAUGGGAUGGCUGAGAUCAGCUGGUAUCUACCUUCUGGGAAGAGCAACACGGACAUUUUCCCGGAGGCUGCUGCAUUCAUCAACCUCCGAGGUGAUGCUGAAACUAACCAGGGACACACUCGGUUUCUGGCAAAAGUCUCUGCUGCUCUCUUUAUUUUCAUUGACGUUAUCGGUGAGAAGGAAAGAGAAUUCCUCACCUCUCUCGCACAGUCACCGGCAAAACUCUUUCUGAUAGUGAACACUUACAUCAGUCAGCACCACAUCACCCCUAAGCAGGUAAAGAACCUGUUCAAAGAUCUGAAGUUACAACCUCAACAAUGUAUUGUUCGGAAAAAUGUAAACGAGCCGAAACUUGUGGAAAAACUUCAUACUCAGAUAAAACAAGUGAUUCUAAUGAGGAACAGGGACCAGAAAUUCUUGAGUCUGGAACAAAUGUGUGACAUUGCGAGAGAAAGUGGGAUUCAGGUCGAUGAACAUCAGCCUGAAAUACAACGGGACAAGAACCUGACGUCCAAACCACAGAGAGAGGCCGACCAUGGAGACAGUUGGGGAUCAGAGGAUCCAUCUCACCGGAAUUCACCAGGUCUCCCACAGGGAAUGGCUGGUGAUCCAUCAGCUGGAAAUAACUUUACAAAGUUACAACCACAACAAUGUUUUUUUCAGACAAAUGUAAGUGAGGCAACACUUGUAGAAAAAUGUAAUUCUUCGAUGCAACAAGUUACAUGGAUGAGGGACAGGGAUCAGAGCUUCCUGAGUCUGGAGCAAAAAACGGGUAACAUUGCGAGGGAAAGUGGGAUUCUGUUUAAUGAACAUCAUUCUGAAAUAGAACAAGCCAAGGACCUGACGUCCAAACCACAGAGAAAGGCCGACCUUGGAGAUGGCAGGAAAUCAGAGGAAAUGCCAUCUCACCGGCAUUUACCGGGUCUCCCAGAGGGAAUGAUCGGUGUUUCACCAGCUGGAAAUAACCAAUCUGAAAAUCGGAGCCCCCUACAACUUGUGAGGGAUUUAGGUUUACAGGAUCAUUAUCCUCACAAACUGUCACUGACGUCCAUGCGGGAGGUAUCCUGGGGUAAACUGUACGACAGCAAACCAACUAGACCAGAAGAUCUUCCUUGGCGAUUUCUCCAAAUGAUCCUCUCAGCUAAUUCACUUGCGAGGAAUCCUGAAUGGCCCCCUGCCCAGUUCUUGGAAGACAAGAAAGAUGAUGUUGAAGAUUUCAACGAUUUCUUUGAAGUGAAAGAGCCAGCAGAUUCUGGGAUUAAUCCUCUGGAUAUCAUUGCUGCCAUUUUCCUCUGUGCCGACCACUCUCUCCAGCAGGAACUGAUGCUGAAGAUGUCUCUGUGCCAACUUGCAUUACCCUUUCUGCUGCUGGAAGGGCACAGUUACCCCAGGGACAAGGUGAGGGGACCCAUGGAAGGACCUGGUGCCACCCUUCUCCUCUGGGCCAUGAGGCCCAAUGUUAAAAUGUGGUGUCCACAAUCUCCCACAGGGAACAGCCCCGUUGUGGAGAUGCCCAUCGUGACAGCAACCGUGCCAACUGUCUCCUUCCUCAGACUCGGAAGGUGCACUGUGUCCAAAUCCAAACUCCUCAAUCUCACCUUGAGCCAGACCCAGCUGCAGCAGAACAUCUUCCUGCACUCCGGGAUGGAAUGUGGGAAUGUGCCCCGUGGGAUAUCGGAUGGGAUGGCUGAGAUCAGCUGGUAUCUACCUUCUGGGAAGAGCAACAUGGACAUUUUCCCGGAGGCUGCUGCAUUCAUUAACCUCCGAGGCGAUGCUGAAACGUACCAGGGACACACUCGGUUUCUGGCAAAAGUCUCUGCUGCUCUUUUUAUUUUUAUUGACGUUGUCGGUGAGAAGGAAAGAGAAUUCCUCACCUCUCUUGCACAGUCACCGGCAAAACUCUUUCUGAUAGUGAACACUUACAUCAGUGAGCAACACAUCACUCCUGAGGAGGUAAAAAAACUGUUCAAGGACCUGAAGUUACAACCUCAACAAUGCAUUGUUCGGACAAAUGUAAAUGAGGCCAAACUUGUGGAAGAUCUUCGUUCUCUGAUAAAACAAGUGAUUCUAAUGAGUGACGGGGACCAGAGCUUCCUGAGUCUGGAACAAAUGGGUGACAUUGCGAGAGAAAGUGGGAUUCAGGUCGAUGAACAUCAGCCUGAAAUACAACGGGCCAAGGACCUGUCCAAAAUACUGGGCAGUCUUGACCCUGCAGACAUCACUGGGUAUAAAAAGAGAGUGCUGCCCUUUCAUGGAGAGCCCUGGCAAGGGCUGUCUAAAGUUGAGAAAGAGAAAUCUCGGAUGAAACUCCGCGGGGACAGAACCACAGAAAAGUAUAACCACGAGUUGGACCGAGACAAGAAUAGAAUCCGGGAAGCUCAGCUCAGACAGAGCCUGUCGGUGGAGAUGCAGAUAUUCAUUGACCACCUUACCUGUCCUGGUGGGGAUGACAGGGCCAUUUCCUUGCAGUGGCUGAAGCUGAUGCUGGACAGUAAAUCAAGGGAAAUCAUGGCAGGAUUGCGCAGGGAUUAUAAAGAACUGAGCACACACUCAAAGCAGAAGGCCAAGGAGCUGAAGGACAUGGAUCAGAAGAUGACUGAUAGUUCCCUGGGACUUGAGCACUUCAUGAGGGAACUGGGCCAGGUUUAUGAACUCUCAGUGACACAACACAACAUCAAGCAACAAACACAGAUCCACCCACAUGUGCUUCAGUUACCGGGUGUUGCUGCUGAACUGUUGCUGGAUGGGUUCCCACUGGAGCUCAUUGAUGGAGACGUCUCCAACGUUCCUGUUUCAUGGAUCACUGCUGUACUGGAAGCAGUGGCCGAGAAGGUGGGACGUGCUUCCAGAGUGUUUGUGCUGACAGUGAUUGGAGUUCAGAGCACAGGCAAGUCCACGCUCCUCAAUACAAUGUUCUGUUUGCGGUUUGCUGUGAGCAGCGGCCGAUGUACUCGAGGGGCCUACAUGCAGCUGAUGAAGGUCACAGGGAAACUGGCGGAGGAGCUGGGCUGUGACUUCAUCCUGGUCAUUGACACGGAGGGGCUGAGAGCUCCAGAACUUGCAACACUAACAGACAGCUACGAACAUGACAAUGAGCUGGCAACAUUCGUGGUGGGAUUAAGCAACAUAACGUUGGUAAACAUAGGCAUGGAAAACAUCGCAGAGAUGAAAGAUAUUUUACAGAUUGUUGUUCAUUCCUUACUCCGCAUGAAACUGACGGGGAAAAGACCAAAGUGUAUAUUUAUCCACCAGAAUGUUGGAGAUGUGAGUGCACAUGAUCACAAUCUGAGAGGCCGUCAGAAACUGCUGGAACAGCUGGAUAAGAUGACAGAGGCUGCAGCAAAACUGGAGAAGGUGGAGGGAGUUACGUUCCAUGAUGUGAUGGACUAUGAUGCUGACAAGGACAACUGGUACAUCCCUGGUCUGUGGCAAGGUACACCCCCAAUGGCUGCCGUCAACACUGGCUACAGUGAACACGUCUUCCAACUGAAGAAAAGUCUCAUUCAAUGUUUACUCAAAGGGAAACUAGACCAAGGAGCUUUCACAAUCCCAGACUUUACCAAAUGGAUGACUGGCCUUUGGGAGCAGGUGAAACAUGAGAAUUUCAUUUUCAGCUUCCAGAACAGUCUGUUCGCAGAGGCUUACAACCAGCUCUCUGUGAAGUACAAGGACUGGGAGUGGGAGCUCCGCAAAUUCACACACUCCUGGGGAAACGAGGCUGAAAACAGAGUAAACAAUGCCAGUGGUGACCUCAACCGACUGCUCCAAACAUUGGAACGUGAGAUCAGGACGGAGAUUAACAAAAGGGAGGCUGAGACUCUGGAUAAACUAAAAGCUGUGUUUGAAAGUGGGGCUGAUAACGUGCAGCUGAUGGAGAAAUACAGGGAGGAAUUCAAGCUCAGUAUCUCCAGUUUAUGCAGACGGCUUCAGGAUGAUUCAAUGCAGAGAUGUAGGGAUACAGUGAACAGACGUGUGGGACUGCAGGAAGUGGAUGCUAGUUGGAAUCAAUUUCAUCAGAAGAUCGAACAACAAGUCAAGAAGCUUUUAUUAAAGUGUAAAGGGGCAAAUCAGGUGUUGGAUGACGAGGAACUGCUAACUGCCUUUGGAAAGAUGUGGCAAGACACACUGUCACAAUUGGACUAUCAGCCUUGUAGAGAAAGAAACAUUGAACUGGAGAUUGAAAAUCUUCUCAGGGAGAACACAGCAACUCAAGGGAGGGUGAUUAAUAAAAUUCUUGAAAGAAAAUCUCUCUAUAAACAGGGAACCCGGUGCUUUCAAAUUGAAAGGAAACACAUCAAUGCGACAUGGAAGAGACGUGUUAAAUCCACAAUCGGGAUAUCCUCGCACCAAUCAGAUGUUAAUCAUGCAGCAAUGAUAACACAGUUCCUAGAGAGUCAAUGCCAUCAAUGGAUCAGUGACAUCACAAAAAUGGACAUGGAUUAUGACAAUAGGUAUUGUAUUGAUCUUUUGAAUAUUAUACAGGAGAAAAUUAACAAUAUUUCACACCCAAACUUCACAAUGAGUGAGGAAUUCAGGGCUGAGGUUAAACUUCACCUGUGCGGUUACGCUGUACCAAGAUUCCAAGAGAUGCACAUGAGGUUCAUCCAGAAACACGACCCGCGGCAAAGACUGGAAAACAUGAAGGGUCAAUACUAUGAUCUCUUCAUUGAUAUUUACUCAGAGCAGGAUGAGAACCAGAGACAAGCAGAACGGUUUGCACAAUCUUGUUUCUUGCCAGCUCUCAUAGACGCCACCCUCAAGUCUCUCAGUGUGAACAUCGUAGAUGAUAUGAAACAAAAUGACCCUGAGAGCAAGUACAGUCUCCGCAACAACUUCACUGUGGCCCUCCUGGUGCACUUAAAACAAAGCGAUACAUUUGAUGACUAUCACCGGUAUAUCACUGACCUUGAGAAUUUCGCCAAAGACUGGCUCCAUCACCAGGUUAUUGAACACUGCAAGACACAACGUGAUGGAGAGAGCACGUUUACCCGUCUGGCUAAAGGAAUCCUCACACAGAUCACUGGGAAAGCUAAAGAGAUUGUUGAGGAUGCAGUGAUGCAGAACUUUGCUGGAAAUGCUCAGAGCUUCCUGGACAUGUUUGUUGAAAAGUUAAAGGACAGGAUCUCAAUGCCCAAAGAUGAAAUGAAACUCGUUCUGUUUCACAGUGACGUUGAUGGCAAGAAAUGGGCAGAAGCAGUUCUGCCAUCUAUUGAAGAGGUGGAGCAGAGACUCCUCAGUGAGGUAACAGGCUGGGAUGUCCAAGCAAAGAUUGAAGAAUUAUCCAUUAAACCCAGGGAUGAGUUGUUCAAAGGGUUAUUCAAUUGUACCAAGAAAUGUCCUUUCUGUGGGGUUUUCUGUGAUUCAGAGACCCCGGUACACUCACAGCACUCUUGUAAGCAGCACAGACCUGGAGGACUCAGUUGCUAUCGCUUCAUAGAAAGUGAACGUCUUGUAACUGACGUCUGCACAGCUUCAGUCGCAGGUAACGGAUUGUUUAAAAAUAACGACACAAAUGGAGAAUACAAACCCUACAAGGAUUACCAAACUGUAAAUGAUUACUACAAAUCCUGGAUCAUCCAGCGGGAAAUUUCCGCACAGGCAGCAUCCUAUUGGAAGAAGGUUUUCUACACUUUCAAUAAGCAGUUUGCUGAAAAAUACAAAGCAAAACCUGCAAAGAUCGAUGAAGCCUGGAACAUUGACUGGGAUGUAGUGAGGGGAGAUCUGAAUAAGACGUAUAACACAAACAUUCAGUCUUGGUGAGGUGCCUUUACAUGACAUCACUCAGUUAGACGUAGAAAUGGACAAACUGCUUCCCUAUAAAGGAAAUGGCAGAGAAAAUCACACAACAUUAAAAUUCAAAUCUGAUUAUAAAUCAUAAAACGAUUAGCAGAGUAGAUAGUUUCAACCAAUUGCUUAUUAAAAUUGCCUUUGCAGAAGUAACCAAAGAGGUUGAGGGCAAAGCCGUAGACUUUGUGUGUAUGGACUUCAGCAAACCUUUGAUAGAUUUCUGCAUAGUGGCUGCUCCAGAAGGAUAGAUCGCAUGGAUCCAGGGAGAGCCAGCUGACUGGACAGAGAAUUAGCUUCAUGGAAGGAAGCAGAGGUGGUGGUGUAAGGUUGUAUCAUGGACCGGAGGCCUGUGACUGGUGAUGUGCCCCAGAGAUCCUUGCUGUUUGUGCUUUAUAAGAACAUAGAACAGGACAACACAGGAACGGGCCCUUCAGCUACAAUCUUUGUGCCAAACAUGGAAGCUAGCUACACUGAUUUCAUCUGCCUCCAUAACCCUCCAUUUCCUGCAAACCCACGUACCUAUUUAAAAGCUUCUUAAACAUCGCUAUCAUAUCUGCCUCCACCAGCACCCUUGGCAAUACGUUCCAUCUAUCCACCAGCCGUUGUAUAAAAAAAAAAACUUGCCCCACAUCUCUAUUAUAUUUCCCCUCUUGCCUUGUAGCUACGUCCUCUGGAGUUGGACAUUUCCACUCUGGGAAUAUAGUUGUGACUGUCUACCCAAUCUAUAAUUUUAUAUAUAACCAUAUCACAAUUACAGCACGGAAACAGGCCAUCUCGACUCUUCUAGUCCGUGCCGAACACUUAUUCUCCCCUAGUCCCGUCUACCUGCACUCAGACCAUAACCCUCCAUUCCUUUCCCAUCCAUACAACUAUCCAAUUUAUUUUUAAAUUAUAAAAUCGAACCUGCCUCCACCACCUCCACUGGAAGCUCAUUCCACACAGCUACCACUCUCUGAGUAAAGAAGUUCCCCCUCAUGUUACCCCUAAACUUCUGUCCCUUAAUUCUCAAGUCAUGUCCUCUUGUUUGAAUCUUUCCUACUCUCAGUGGGAAAAGCUUAUCCACGUCAACUCUGUCUACCCCUCUCAUCAUUUUAAAGACCUCUAUCAAGUCCCCCAUUAACCUUCUGCACUCCAAAGAAUAAAGACCUAACUUGUUCAACCUUUCUCUGUAACUUAGUUGCUGAAACCCAGGCAACAUUCUAGUAAAUUUCCUCUGUACUCUCUCUAUUUUGUUGACAUCCUUCCUAUAAUUAGGCGACCAAAAUUGUACACCAUACUCCAGAAUUGGCCUCACCAAUGCCUUGUAUAAUUUUAACAUUACAUCCCAACUUCUAUAGUCAAUGCUCUGAUUUAUAAAGGCCAGCACACCAAAAGCUUUCUUUACCCCCCUAUCUACAUGUGAUUCCACCUUCAGGGAACUGUGCACAGUUAUUCCUAGUUCCCUCUGUUCAACUGCAUUCCUCAAUUCACUACCAAUUACCGUGUACGUCCUAUUUUGAUUUGUCCUGCCAAGAUGUAGCACCUCACACUUAUCAGCAUUAAACUCCAUCUGCCAUCUUUCAGCCCACUCUUCCAAAUGGCCUAAAUCCCUCUGUAGACUUUGAAAAUCUACUUCAUUAUCUACAACACCACAUAUCUUAGUAUCAUCUGCAUACUUACUAAUCCAAUUUACCACAUCAUCAUCCAGAUCAUUGAUGUACAUGACAAACAACAGUGGACCAAACACAGAUCUCUGUGGCACCCCACUGGUCACUGGCCUCCAACCUGACAAACAGCCAUCCACCAUUACUCUCUGGUAUCUCCCAUUCAGCCACUGUUGAAUCUAUCUUGCUACUCCACCAUUAAUACCCAACAAUUGAACCUUCGUAACCAACCUUUCAUAAGGAAACUUGUCAAAGGCCUUACUGAAGUCCAUAUAUACAACAUUUACUGCUUUACCCUCAUCAAUUUCCUGAGUAGCCCUCUUCAAAAAAUUCAAGAAGAUUAGUCAAACAUGACCUUCCAGGCACAAAUCCAUGACUGUUCCUAUUCAGACCCUGUUUAUCCAGAUGCUUAUAUAUAUUAUCUCUAAGUAUCCUUUCCAUUAAUUUGCGCACCACUGACGUCAAACUAACAGGUCUAUAAUUGCUAGGUUUACUCUUAGAACCCUUUUUAAACAAUGGAACAACAUGCGCAGUACGCCAAUCCUCCGGCACUAUUCCCGUUUCUAAUGACAAUUUGAAAUAUUUCUGUCAAAGCCUCUGCUAUUUCUACACUAACUUCUCUCAAUGUCCUGGGGAAUAUCCUGUCAGGACCUGGAGACUUAUCCACUUUUAUAUUUUUCAAAAGUGUCAGUACUUCCUCUUCUUUGAAUCUCUUAGUUUCCAUAGCUAUUCUACUUGUUUCCCUUACCUCACAUAAUUCAAUAUAUCCUUGGUGAAUACAGAAGAAAAUAAAUUGUUCAAUAUCUCCCCCAUCUCUUUUGGCUCUGCAGAUAGCUGUCCACUCUGACUCUCUAAUGGACCAAUUUUAUCCCUCUUUAUUCUUUUGCUAUUAAUAUAGCUGUAGAAACCCUUUGGAUUUACUUUCACCUUACUUGCCAAGGCAACCUCAUAUCUUCUUUUAGCUUUUCUAAUUUCUUUCUUAAGAUUCUUUUUACAUUCUUUAUACUCCUCAAGCACCUCAAUUAGUCCAUGCUGCCUUUAAUGAUUGUAGAUCUCUCUCUUUUUCCGAACCAAGUGUCCAAUUUCCCUUGAAAACCAUGGCUCUUUCCAAAUUUUACUAUUUCCUUUCAACCGAACAGGGACAUAAAGAUUCUGUACUCUUAAAAUUUCAUCUUUAAAUGUCCUCCAUUUCUCCUCCACAUCCUUCCCAUCAAACAAAAUGUCCCAAUUCACUCCUUUUAAAUCCUUUCGCAUCUCCUCAAAGUUAGCCUUUCUCCAAUCAAAAAUCUCAACCCUAGGUCCAGUUCUGACCCUCUCCAUACUUCCCCUCAACCUCCAACAUUGCAGAGAAAACAAUUGUUUAUUAAUGAUUUGGAUAAAAGGAUUGAAGGCUUGUGGCCAAAUUUGCAGAUGAUGCUAAGAUAGGUGGAGCCCGGCUGUGUAGAAGAAGCAACGGCUCUGCAGAAGGACUUGGACAGGUUGACAGAGUUGGCAGAUGGAAUAUAGUGUAGCAACGUGCAGAGCCAUGCAUUUUGGAAAUAAGAAUACAAAUAAAGAUUAUUUUCUAAAUGGAGAGAGAAUCCAGAAAUCAGAGGUGUAAAGGGACUUGGGAAUGCUGGUGCAUAAUUCUCAAAAAGUUAAUUUGCAAGUCAAAUCUGUAGUAAGGAAGGCAAAUUCAAUGCUAACAUUUAUAUCAAGAAGACUGGAAUGCAAACACAGAGGUGUAAUGCUUAGGCUCUAUAAGGCACUGGUCAGGCUGCAUUUGGAAUACUGUGAGCAAAUUUGGCCCCAUAUCUGAGGAAGGAUGUGCUGGCUCUGGAGAGGGUCCAGAGGAGGUUUACAAGAUUGAUCCCAGGAAUGAGAGGGUUCGCAUAUGAUGAGCAUUUGACAGCACAGGGCCUGUACUCGCUGGAGUUUUGAAGGUUGAGGGCGGGGGGGGCUCGAUUGAAACUUACAGAAUGGUGAACGGCGUAGAUGGAGUGGAUGUGGAAAGGAUGAUUCCACUGGUCGGAAAAUCUAGGACCAGUCAUAGCCUCAGAAUUUAAGGAGGUUCUUUAAGAAAGGUGAGGAGGAACUUCUUUAGUCAGAGGCUAGUUAAUCUGUGGAACUCAUUGCCACAGAGGGCUGUGGAGGCCAAUUCAGUGGAUAUUUUCAAGGCAGAGAUGGACACAUUUUUGAUUAAAACGGGUGACAAGGAUUAUGGGGAAAAGGCAGGAAAAUGGGAUUAGGAGGCAGAGAUCAGCCAUGAAUGAAUGGCGGAGUAGACUCAAUGGGCCAAAUGGCCUAAAUCUAUCCCUAUAACUUGUGAACAUGUGAAUCCAAGUAUAUCCAACCUCUCCCUGUAGCUGAAACUCUCUAAUCCAGGCAGCAUUCUGGUAAACCUCCUCUUCACCCUAUCCAAAGCCUCCACAUCUUUACUGUAACGGGGUUACCAGAACUGCAGGUAAUACCCCAAAUGUCCAACUGCCUGAUAUCCUGACUCUUAUAUUGAAUGACCCUAGCAAUGAAGGCAAACAUACCGUAUGUGUUCUUUACCACCCUAUCUACAUGUGCUGCCAACUUCAGUGAGCUAUGAUCUUGGACUCCAAGAUCCCUCUGCAUAUUAAUGGAGUUUAAGGAUCUUGCCAUUAACUGUAUACUUUCCUUACAUCCAACCUCUCAAAGUGCAACACCUCAUACAUGCUCAGGUUAAAUCUCAUCUGUCAUUUCUCUGCCCAUUUCUGUAGCUGAUCUAUAUCCCAUUGCAUCUUCUGACAACCUAUCUUGCUGUCUGCAACUCCUCCAAAUUUGGUAUCAUCAGCAAACUUACUCACAAACCACCCGCAUUUACCUCUAGGUCAUUUUAGUUUAGUUUAGAGAUGCAGCACGGAAACAGGUCCUUUGGCCACCUGUGUCCCAACGACCAGUGAUCCCCACACAUUAACACGACCCUACACAUUGCGGACAAUUUUACAUUUAUACCAACCCAAUUAAUGUGUAUGUCUUUGGAAUAUGGUAGGAAACUUAAAAUCUUGGAGGAAACUCACGCCGGUCACAGGGAGAAUGUACAAACUCCGUACAGACUAGCUCCCGAGUCAGGAUCUAACCCAGGUCUCUGGGGCUGUAAGGCAGUAGCUCUACCACUACACCACCAAGCCGCCCUUAUUUAGAUUAGAUUAGACUAGACUUUAUUAAUCCCCUUAUUCAGGAGAAAUUCAGAUGUCCUUGCAGCACAUUAAUAAAAGUACAACAUAGCAUUCAAGAAGAAAUUCAACACCAAAACACAAAAACAUCCACCCACAGUGGGAACCAAAGUCCAGUCCCCAUCCUCUUGUCCACCCAGAGUCGGGCCUAUUGAGGCUUCCACAGUCGCCGCCACGGCGUCCGAUGUUCUCGCCGGGUGAUGUUUAUAUGGAUCACAAACAGCAGAGGUCCCAGCACAGAUCCCUAUGGAACUCCACUUGUCACAGACCUCAUGUUGGAAUAUCUACCUUCCACCACAACCCUCUGAAUAAGCCCGUUCUAAAUCCAUACGACCAAGUCACUGUGAAUACCGUACAUCUGAAUCUUCUGGAUCAGCCUACCAUGAGGAAUCUUAUCAAAAGCCUUACUAAUAUCCAUGUAUGCAACAUCCACUGCCCUGCCUUCAUCAAUCUCCUUCGUCAUCACGUCAAAAAACUCAUUAGUGAGACAUGACCUGAGGAACACCAGGUGGCACAAAUGAUGGCUGCCUCGCCAACGGUCCGUCUUGUCUAUUUCCUUCUUUGUUGUUUUUAGCUUGUUGUAAAAUGUUUGUUUUAGUUUAUCUUUAGUCUUGUAUUAUGUGCAGGGGGUCGGGGAAUUGCCUUCCAUCACAGUUGGGAAUGUGGAGGAGCCGCUGUGGUGGAUGUUUAUGCCAACUUUUAUGUAGUUGUGUAUCUUGUUGCUUUUUAUUGGUAUGACUAUGACAAAUCAAAUUCCUCGUAUGUUGAAAAACAUACGUGGCUCAUAAAUUACGAAUAUGACUGAUUACAAAGCCAUGUUGACUAUCCCUAAUUAGCCCAUUCUCUUCAAAAUGAAAAUAAAUCCAAUCUCUAUGAAUUUUCUCCAAUAGUUUGCCGAGACUCACAGGCCUAGAAUUCCCUGAGUUCUCUCUACUACCUUUCUUAAACUCCCACCCUUUCAUUCCCACUCUCCUCAUCCUUACCCCAACCCAUCCCUUUCUUCCCCCUCACAUACCCUCACUGCCCCUCCCCUCCUCACUCUCCCUCCCUCACUCUCUCCCUCCCCUCAUUCCCUCCCUCACUCCUUCAAAACAGUAGUGCACAGUGUCAUUCAAUAGAGCUUGGAAAGAAAUUAUAUUUUAAAUAGUUCAAUAGUGCUUUAUUUGUCACGUAUACAA